UAUGAGUACAAAAAAAGCCGCCUAUUGCUUGUGGAAAAGUGAAAAGUUGUAAAGUAUUUUCCUUGUAAUGUUUUACGAAAUCAAACAUUAUUUAAGAAAUUAGGUGUUUCACCUACUGUGAAGUGUUUAUCCAUUAAUCGUGUAAAAAUGCAUUACGUACAAAAAUAUCUAGAUAAUGUUACUUUCACUAAAACAAAUAAGAUAACUAAAGCAAACAAUAUUUUGCUCUAUUGCAAUUAUUACAGUUUUUACUCGCAAAAGGUUUUGAUGGCCUUGUAUGAAAAAAAUAUAGAUUUUGAGCCGUAUGUAAUUGAUAUAACCAAGGGCGAACAGUAUUCAUCUUGGUUCCUUGAGUUGAAUCCAAGGGGUGAAAUCCCAGUUUUGAAAGUAAAAGACAGCGUUAUUCCAGAUUCUACACGCAUUUUGGAUUACCUUGAGUUUUACUUAAAUCCAGAUUUACCUCCACUCAUAAAUGUAACAAGUGAUGCGAAAGUUUUGAGUAACAUUGAAAAGUUUCGAGAUCUGAUUGAGGCCCUCCCUGCGGGCGUUAUCACUGUGGGGUCCUUCAUCCACGCCCACCUGUGUGGCCGCCCUAAGCUACCCUUUGUCCUACCAGUCCGGGAGCUUCUGAAGAGUGGAGAUUUGAGCAGUUCUCAAAACUUAAGGAGACUAGCAGAAGAUAAUCCUCAUGCUAGAAAUGUACUAUUGUACAAGGCAGAAAUACAUGAUAGAAAACAUGAAAUACUUUCAAACGAAGAAGAGUAUCUUAAAAUAUUGAAUGUUGUUGAUCAAGUCUUAACAGAAGUUGAAAAGGAGUUACAAAACCAAACUGAAGGGAAUUGGUUAUGCUGUGACAAGUUUACUAUAGCUGAUAUAAAUUUAGCUGUCUUACUUCAACGUCUAUGGGAACUUGGACUAGAAGAUAGAUUUUGGACUAAUGGUAAAAGAAGUUACACAGAAAGUUACUUUCAAAGAGUCCAACAGAGAGAAUCAUUUAAGAAAACUAUACCUACUUUACCAGAUCACAUCAAGAUGAUAAUCACUUCUCAGCCACCAGCUUAUGUGGGUGCAGCAGGAGCAGCAACCUUUGGCAUUGUUAUUGCCAUUCUUUGUGUGUUAAAGAAAAUCAUACAUUGAGUUUUUAGGAUUAAUUACCAAAUCAGUAUUAUUAAUUAGCUAUUCAUAUUUAUCAUGCACAAUAUACUUACUUGCUUGUAGAUA
This is a messenger RNA of Plutella xylostella (diamondback moth), 1221 nucleotides long. It is a transcript of the gene Gdap1, whose product is annotated as ganglioside induced differentiation associated protein 1. Gene Ontology annotation, biological process: mitochondrial fusion; mitochondrial fission. Gene Ontology annotation, cellular component: mitochondrial outer membrane. NCBI's taxonomy places the organism in Eukaryota, Metazoa, Arthropoda, Insecta, Lepidoptera, Plutellidae. The record is from RefSeq and is a predicted model, not a curated record.